Molecule: messenger RNA, 215 nt
Organism: Dovyalis caffra
Lineage: Eukaryota; Viridiplantae; Streptophyta; Magnoliopsida; Malpighiales; Salicaceae
Source: the annotation of a GenBank genome assembly
AUGCGCAUACAACAACAAUAUGAAGAGCUUGCUUCUUCAUUGAUAGAAACUUUAGGGAGCGAGCAAGGAAGAGAGAAAAAAGAAAAUGGUGAGUUUAGUGGUAAAAAUAUGAGCAAUGGGAAACAUGAGGGGAGAGAAAACAAGGAAGAAUCGAGUGAAAGAAAAAUGAGUGUUUAUGCAAAAAUGAGUGACGUGAAGAAAGCAUUAACCAUGAG